CCUAGUCAACAAGCGCCAUAAUAAUACCUGAAGAUUUCCUUCUCAUAUCUUUGAAAUCCCAAAAAAUGAUGAACCCCUUGCAUCCAUUUGGCGAUGAAGAUUUGUUCUUCCAAAUUUCAUUUCUGAAUCGUUCUCCUCCCUCAAUCCAAACAAUCCCAGAACAUGAGAUCUUUCACGAUCCUGCAGAAGUGAAGCAUCACGAAAGCUUUCCACCUAAUUUUGGAAGUGAAGUAAUACCAAAGGGGAAAGGCAAGCAGAAGCAAAAGGAAUUUUCUGUUAAAAUUGCUGAAGAUGCUAACAAGAAAUGGAUGCAUAGAGAGACAGAAAGACAAAGGAGACAAGAAAUGGCCACGCUUUGUGCCUCCCUCAGAUCGGCUUUGCCGCUCGAAUAUAUCAGGGGAAAGCGAUCCGCAUCAGAUCACAUUGAUGGCGCUGUGAAAUAUAUCAAACACCAAAAGAACAAGGUGAAGCAAUUGAAGGAAAAGAGGGAUGAGUUAAUGAAAAAUGGACACGGAAUCUCAGUUAUUGUUCAUCCUUACAAGGGUGGAGUUGAGAUUAUGUGCAGUUAUAGCUUCAGAGAGUACGUAUUUGCGCAGUCAACGCUCUUGAGUAUUUUGAUUAAAGAAGGGCUUAAUGUGGUGAGCUGCACUUCCAUCAAAAGGGAUGAGAUGUUCAUUCUCACCAUUCGAUUAGAGGAGUCUGAUAUCUCUGAGAGUACUACGGAUUAUUCUGAACUGCAAAGAAAGCUGACUGCAGUAAUAUUAUCUACACAAUACAGAAAGACUGCAUCCGAACCAGUAAACUGCUGAUGAUAUAUGUCGUUGCGAAGAAAGUCACUGAUUUUGGACUUUACUAAUUGGAGCCAGCUGUAAUAAAAAUCAUUUCUGAUGUAUAGAGUGCAUUUGAAUAAAAGGGGAAAGUUUCUUAGCGAGAAUAUGCAUCUGCAUGGUUUCGUUGACUAAUAUCUUUUCCAUGUAAGUUACAAACCAUGUUAUGCUUAUGUGAAUAUAUCAUGUACUAGCUGGCUACGUCUUGAAAGUUUUGUGCAUUGAUUGAACUCUCGCAGGGAAGUUAUCCGUGCUGUCGACUUUUGGUUGUUACUGCUUAAUCUUGCAGUGGUUUUAAAGCUGGUUUGUAACCCAACAAACAAAAGUUCAGCUAGUAUUUUAAUCUUCCGUGACUGCCCAAUCCAUGCAACGAAAAAGAAAUAGGCAGUAAGACACAUCAUUGUUCACUUUUUUGGGA
Molecule: messenger RNA, 1245 nt
Organism: Neltuma alba
Lineage: Eukaryota; Viridiplantae; Streptophyta; Magnoliopsida; Fabales; Fabaceae
Product: transcription factor bHLH36-like
Exons: 4
Coding region: 66-809 (247 amino acids)
Biological process (GO): regulation of transcription by RNA polymerase II
Cellular component (GO): RNA polymerase II transcription regulator complex
Molecular function (GO): DNA-binding transcription factor activity, RNA polymerase II-specific; protein dimerization activity; RNA polymerase II transcription regulatory region sequence-specific DNA binding
Source: RefSeq, a predicted model, not a curated record